AUGGCGCAACUCCUAUGGCAAAUAUGGCUCAGUUACAAUGAAUUGAUUCGCAAUCGAGCUUCUGUAAACAUAGAUGUUGUCAUUAGAAAAAGUCAACCUUUGGCUUUUAAUCAUAUUCCUAACACAAGGAGCAAUUAUUCUAUGGUCUUACGGCACAUUGCAUGGGAUCUACCUUAUCUGUUUAUCAAGAUCAACAUGGAUGGGUCUUCUUUGGGUGCUUCUGGUUUAUCAGGUUCAAGUGGAGUUUUUAGAGAUCACAGCGGAAAUUUCUUAUGUGAGUUUGCAGAUUUUUUGGGAAUUACUUAUGCUUACAUUUCUGAAACACUUGCUAUUAGAAUAGCACUUCAAAUUGCUCGCUCCAAGAACUUUUCUCAUAUUCUGAUUGAGAGUGAUUUUUUAUCGGUGAUCAACAUUCUCAAUGGCAACAGCAACUCCAUCCCUUGGAGAAUUUCACACAUCAUUUUAUAUUGUCUUAAUCUCAGCCAAAGCUUUAGUGUUGUGCUGUUUAGGCAUGCUUUUUGUCAAGCUAAUUCUGUAGCUAACCGUUUUGCUUCAUUUGGUUCUUCACACAGAUAUUCGAUUGUUUGGAAUCAUUCUCCUCCACCUUUCGCUUCCUUAGCCUUGUUUUAUGAUCUUUGUAAUAUUUCCCUCUCCCAUGAGUGA
This is a messenger RNA of Macadamia integrifolia, 663 nucleotides long. RefSeq lists its product as uncharacterized. Gene Ontology annotation, molecular function: RNA-DNA hybrid ribonuclease activity; nucleic acid binding. The record is from RefSeq and is a predicted model, not a curated record. Lineage: Eukaryota; Viridiplantae; Streptophyta; Magnoliopsida; Proteales; Proteaceae. The transcript has a single exon. Bases 1 to 663 code for a protein of 220 amino acids.